CGAUGCCACACUGCAGGUAUAGGUUGAGACGAGAGAGAGUGAGAGAGAGAGAGAGAGUGAGGAUGGAGAGCAAAGAAGUGGAGGCAGAAGAAGACGAGGGGCCACCACCAGGUUGGCAGUCCAUCCCUCUCCCUUCUUCCCAGUCACCGCCACAACCACCACUUUCCGAAAUGGCUCAAAUGGUUUGUGGUUCUUGUCGUCGUCUGCUGAAGUAUCCUCGAGGAGCCAAGCAUGUCAAAUGCUCGUGCUGUGACACAGUCAACUUGGUACUUGAAGCGCAUGAGGUUGGGCAAGUGAAGUGUGGCAGCUGUGAAGUUUUGCUGAUGUACCCAUAUGGAGCAUCAUCAGUCAAGUGUUCCUCUUGCACUUUUGUGACGGAAAUUACAGAGCACAACAGGCGACCUCCGUGGUCUGUACAGCAGGGGCAACUGUCCUCUCCGCCAAAGCCUGUUCGGUGAACUACUUACUACUGCUGUCUGGUUUAGUUCCAUUCUUUCUAGAAGGAAUUUCUGUCACCAUCCUUCAAAAUAUUGAUGUAUGGGAUCACUCAGUUAGUGAAACUUGUUUUACGGGAGUGCUACUAAUUAUAAGACGAACUUGUCAACCUUCUCUCCGA
Carya illinoinensis is the source of this 616-nucleotide messenger RNA. RefSeq names its product protein LOL2. Bases 3 to 458 code for a protein of 151 amino acids. NCBI's taxonomy places the organism in Eukaryota, Viridiplantae, Streptophyta, Magnoliopsida, Fagales, Juglandaceae. The record is from RefSeq and is a predicted model, not a curated record. The transcript has 4 exons.